This is a messenger RNA of Mizuhopecten yessoensis (Yesso scallop), 7351 nucleotides long. Its product is annotated as MORC family CW-type zinc finger protein 2-like. Gene Ontology annotation, cellular component: nucleus. Gene Ontology annotation, molecular function: zinc ion binding. The transcript is spliced from 29 exons. The record is from RefSeq and is a predicted model, not a curated record. NCBI's taxonomy places the organism in Eukaryota, Metazoa, Mollusca, Bivalvia, Pectinida, Pectinidae. Bases 227 to 3370 code for a protein of 1047 amino acids.
GGAAGUGGUGCACAGGCGGUACUUUCUGCAUGAGGUUCACGAGUACGUCUCGAAGGAGAUAAUUUUAUCCUUUUGCUGUCUGUAGCACAUAUUUGAAUGUGGAAAGCUACACACCAACGCGAGUAAUGGAAACAACGGCCGUGUCCAUCGGUUGGGCUACUAAAACCUAGCCCGCAUUAGAAUUAUCGACGAAGUUGCAUCCAGGCUAUUUCUUAUCACUUUCAACAUGGCUCAAAAUUACAACAACUUGAACCGGGCUCAGUUGAGCUUUGAUUAUCUUCAUACCAAUUCAACUACCCAUGAGUUUUUGUUCGGUGCACUUGCAGAGUUGGUGGACAAUGCCAGGGAUGCCUCGGCUACUAGGAUGGACAUUUUUACAAUCCAAGAUGAAGAACUGCGGGGUGAAUACAUGCUGUGUUUUCUGGAUGACGGUGAAGGAAUGGAUCCAAGUGAUACUUCAGAUAUUAUAACGUUUGGUCGUUCAACAAAGAGGUCGCUAGAUAGUCCACUUAUUGGAAUGUACGGCAACGGUCUGAAAUCGGGAUCCAUGAGGAUUGGUAAUGACUUGAUGUUGUUUACUAAGAAGGGCGUGACCAUGUCCUGUCUCUUCCUGUCGCGUACCUUCCACGAGGAGGAAGGCAUUGAUGAGGUGAUUGUACCUCUGCCAUCAUUUGAUGUCAACACAAGGAACCCAACAUUACCCGGACCGAAGCAUGACUCGGAGAUGGAACUGAUACUGAAGUACUCGCCAUUCACAUCAGAGGAGGAAUUCUUUGCCCAGUUCGACAAGAUCGAGGGCAGCUCAGGAACGCUUGUGAUAGUGUAUAAUAUGAAACUGUUAGACAAUGGUGAACCUGAGUUAGAUAUAACGUCAGAUAAUGAAGAUAUUCUCUUGGCUAACCCAACGCAGGAUUUUGAUUCUGAUGAAGGGUUGAUGCCAGAGAGAAAAUCCUUCAGAGCUUAUACAUCUAUUCUAUAUGUGGACCCAAGGAUGAAAAUUUAUAUACAAGGCAAAAAAGUGCGGACUAAGAAGUUAAUGUGUAGUCUAUACAAACCUAAGUGUUACAAAUACUCCUCAAACCGCUUCAAAACGCGGUCGGAAAACGAAGUGCAACGCGCAAAGGACGAAGCUAAGCAGGCAGAACAUAAAGUGAAGGAACUUGAAAGUAAAGCUAAACAUUUAGAGAAUAAACAAAGUGGGUCUAUAUCAAAAGAUCAAAGAACAGAACUUCGGAAGGCACAACAGCAGGCAGCGGAGUACAGACGAAUAGCAGAAUACAAGAAACAGGUGGCAGAGAGAAAGGCAAAAUCACUAAAGGAUCCGAAGAUACUGAAUUUUGUGUUCGGAAUCAAUCUUGAGAAUCGGAAUCAUGAUGGUAUAUUUGUAUACAACUGCAGUCGACUUAUCAAAAUGUAUGAGAAAGUAGGUCCUCAGACUGACGGUGGUGUGUUCUGUAGUGGUGUAGUAGGGGUUGUGGAUAUUCCCUACUUGGUGUUAGAACCCACACAUAACAAACAAGACUUCGCCGACGCUAAAGAAUACCGACACAUGAUGAAGGCGAUGGGUGAACACAUGACGCAGUAUUGGAAGGACAUUGGGAUAGCACAACAAGGGGUAACAAAGUUCUGGGAGAACUUUGGAUAUGUAAGUCAGAGAUGGAGAGACCCUCCCUCUGAGGACAACAAGUACGCAAGGAAAAGGGCCAUGCAGAUCAAUGUCACAUUACAAUGUGACAUGUGCCUGAAGUGGCGGACAUUACCAUUCUCUUCCAACAACAUUGGCAAGGACUUCCCUGACGACUGGGUGUGUGCUAUCAACCCAGACGUAGCUCACAACAGAUGUUCUUCAGCAGAACAGAAGAUGAAUAUAAUAGAAGGGGUAUUCAAGAAAGCUGUUAAAUCUCAGGACCAGAAACAAAAGGACAUAGAGGAGGCUAUAAAGAAAAAGUCAAAAGAACUUGAAAAAAUGCAGAAACACAAACCAGUGAUGUCAUCAAGGCAACUGGCAGAAAUGGAUAGAAAGAGGAAAGAGGAGGAAGACAGGAAACGGAGAGAGGAAGAGAGGAGGAGGAAAGAAGAGGAACGAGAGAGAUUGGAGGAAGAAAGAAUAGCUCAACUCAAGGCAGCAAGAGAGGCAGCAGCCAAAAAGGCAGCAGCAAGGAAAGCGCCCCCGUCCCCUCCCCCUCCCAGGAAAGUGGCAAGUGCUUCCAAGUCCCGAGCUCCAAUUAGAUCCCCCACGGUGACCUCCACACCCAGGGUUACCUCAACGCAGAAAUCCAGGAGUGAACCAAAGUCUAAACCGGAACCAAAGGUGUCCACUACCAAACCCAGCCCAGUAAAACCACCACCAAGGACGUCAAGGAAUUCAUCAGAUGCUGCUGAAUCUGAGGCAUUGUCGACAAAACGGAGAUCGACGGUUGUAUCCUCAGUAGAUAUUGACGAGGAACAAGUCGUGCCUGCAAAACGAGCCAAGGCCUUAUCUUCUGAAUCCGACUCUGAUGGUUCAGCCACAAGUACUAAGAAACCGGUGGCAGGCAUCUUUACAGAGUCAGACUCUGAACCAACGCCAGCAAAGAAGCGAGGACGAGGAACGAAGGCUGAGAAAGAAGAGUCUUCCUGUGAUGAAAUGGAGGUAUCUGAGACGACCACGGAGGUUAAACCUGACAUUGAGGAAACCAACCAGGUGUCUUACAAUGACGCUGAUAGUAACGCUGAGAUUGGGACCAAGGUGGAGGCACUAGUGAGUGGUAAAUGGUAUCCGGGAGUUGUGGCCAAGGUCAACUCUACUGACGGCAAGUGGAAGGUCAAGUUUGACAACAACCCUAAGGACAAGUAUGAUAAAUGGUUUGACAAGAGCAGCUCUGACAUCAGGUUAAAGAGUGGUCAGCCGAUCCCGGAGUCCCAGACCCCAUCAUCCCCCGCCUCCUCUCAGGAUACAGCAGCAGAGGCUCCCUCCUCCUCCACCACCACGACCACCACCGGCGCCACGCCCUCCAGCCAGAUAACUGAGGAAAUCGCCAAUGGUUACAGGACAAGCUUGCGGUACUUUUUACCUCCCCAGUGGGUGAUGGACAAAGAUGCCAUAUCAACCAUGUCGCUAGAAGAGCUGGCUGCCUUCCCUCUAGAUGACUUUUUUGACCACUACGAAAAGGGACUCCGGAAGUUGGUUGGAAAUUUCCAGACGGAGGCCACACAACGAAAGCAGGAGUGUGAAGCAUCCAUGGCUAAACUGUCUGCUGUUCGUAAACUUAUCGCAAAACUUCUCAAGUCUAUAAAUGAGGAGUUUGAUAUUGAUCCAGAGGCUGACGGGGAACAAGUUGAUGAACUUUUGGCAGCAUGUGUAAAACAGGCAGUACAGUCACAGCCGUGAAUCAGAUUCAAGAUCACCCAGAAGCUAAGAACAUCAUAUGCCAGGUCCCACAGACGUUUAAAGCAUCCAGUUCCAGGUCACACAGAAGUUUGAAUUAAUAAAGUUUACUUGGAGUAUGAAGCAGACCAUUGACCUAAUGUGAUCUUGGAAACAAACCUAAUUUUAUAUAAAGGGGACUUUGGAUCAUAAAUUGGAUCUGGAUUUUACUUCAUCUUGGAAUAAAAGAAUCAGUAUCUUAUGAAAACUUUGAUUUUAAGGAUAAAAGUGAUGGUACAUCAGGGUUAGGGCAGAGUACACAGACCUGUAUAAAGCAGGAGUCUGUUAAACAAGCCCUUCGACCCAAACUUUCUAUAAUGUACUCCACGUACUGAUGCGGAUGUAGCUUCUUCAGCUGUGUAUUGAAGGUGAAACAGGAGUUGUGAGUUAUACAGAGAUUUGUAUUUUAAAUGCAAUCAGACAGAGAACUACAGCAGAAGUGUCAGCCUUGGUGUAGAGCAGUGUCACUUCCUACUCUUACGAGGAGUAUUCUGAAGGUGUCUACAUACGAUUUUCAGCAUCAUAUGUAAUACUUGUAUAUUUUAAACAUUGAAAGUGACAUCUUCAUGUGACAAUAUGAAGUUUUAUUAUAAGUUUGACUGUUAAUGAUUUGCCAUAAUUUAUUACUUUGAUCAUUAAGUAAAUGUGAAUCAAUCAUGCUCGCAUUUCAUCCAUUGAAUUUAUUAUGAAUCUCUGUACACCAGAGCAUCUAGGUGGUUUCUGAAUUCUAUAUAACAAAUCUUAGAAGGGCCAACUUCUACAGAGACAGGAGCUGCAGUGCAGAGAGAAGUCGGUGUCUACAUCAAAUUACUGUAGCUUAAAACCCGCGUCACAUGAUGAAUGAUUAACACUGUCCGAUACUUCUAAGAAUGAUGUGCCGAUCUGUAAAGGGGAGGGCAGUUGUCAGGAUAAAUCCAUUUUUAUAAAGAAGUUGAUUUAGUUUGUAAAAGGUUGUAAAGUUCACAGCUUUGACAACUGCGGGCUUCUGAUAGACCUGUCUUUUGUAGGUCUUAAUGAUGGGUGAUGUGCAAAUUUCAUUGUGUACUGUUGACAUUGAGUUUGUACUGAUAAACGACUGAAGAAAUAUACAGUAAAACCUGUCGUAAAAGGUCAGUCGAGGAACAGAGCAAGCUGAUAGGGAUUUCCACACUUCCGGUCAGGGAAAGAUAUUUCUGUCUUACCCUAAAGUAAAGAUGGGAGAAUCCCCCCUUAUAACAAUAGUAUGACGACACGUCAACAAUAGCAGAUCACAGAAGAUAACACUCAUUUGCUAGUUUAAGCAGUCAACCUUUGCAUUUUAUGAAUUUACUAUUUGUAUCAUUCCCGCUUCUUGAGAAAAACAAAUUUCGAUAGAGAAACUUGCCAAAUAGGUUUAGAAAUAUCCCAGUUAAAAUGAGCACAUGUUAAUGAUGCUUUAUACAAAGUAAGUAUCCGUACAUAGGUAAUCUCUUUAACUCAUUCACCCUUGAAAUUUUAUAAUGAACUAUUCCAGCCUUUGAAUUGGAAGAGUUCAAAUGUGUCUUCAGAUACCACUAGGUAAGGUGUUUUGAUAAAAGCUUUGUCCUCAACUUCCAUUAUAUAUAUUACCAUUUAAUUGUUUUGUCAUAAAUUACUUUGUGUAAAUAUGACGAAAUUGUGUUCGCUACAGAGCAGUCAAGAUAACACGUCAAGAUAACACGCAACUUUUCCAGGUGACGAUGACACCCCCCCCCCUCUGUCGUCAUGCAUACAUCAUAUACCCAUCAUAUCAACCCUACAUCUGACCAUUGUACAUAUGUAAAUAAUAUAGGGGUGUACAUAUUGUACCUGUUGUAUAUUAUACACCAUUUAUAUAAUUACUUUACAUCAUUAUAUAAAGGUGUUUUAGCGGAUUUUUGCAAAUUUUCUUGCUUCUUUAUUAUUGUAGUUCAUUUAUAAUGAAAGAACUACAGGAUUUACCUAUAUUUACUAAAUAAAACACUAACCAUGUCAAAGCAGUUCUAUAACCCUUUCUGUAGCUGUUAUAGAAGCAGUUCUAUAACCCUUUCUGUAGCUGUUAUAGAAGCAGUUCUAUAACCCUUCCUGUAACUGUUAUAGAAGCAGUUCUAUAACCCUUCCUGUAGCUGUUAUAGAAGCAGUUCUAUAACCCUUCCUGUAGCUGUUUUGUUUCACACUUAUGUUGAACAUGUCAAUUGGAAAAACUGGUUUUCAAGAAAUUGGAAACAUGCCACUUUUAUAUGUUGACUGAAAUAUCGUAACAUGCAUAAUAUAGAGACUUUGUGUGGAAAGAUUUAACAUAUCAAACUGUGGUACGUUUCUGGUAUCCCAAUCCAUUGUUUGGUACACUGAAAUUUGUCUGACGAAAACUGGGCAGAAUUUAACUAAGGAAAAGUUUUCAACAUCACAACAGAGUUAAACGUGUAAAAUCUGAACAGUCCACCUAACUGCACCUUUUGCAGAACUGUUACUGGUAAUAGUCGACAAUAAUAAACCUACUUUCAUGUUUGUUUUCAUAUUGACAUAGAUGAUGGUGUUAUAAAUUGUAUCAUUUAAUGAGCCUUAACAAUUAAAAGGGACGACCUUUUUUUUAUUUCUUUCCUGAUCCUUGUUUCAUUUGAAUGGGGGGAAAAAACAUCCAUUUUUUUUCAUGCAAAAAAAAAAUGGAAAUUAAUUUAAACUCUCGUGUAUUGGCGUACUUUCUUCAGUUUUAUCAGUUCUGUUCCGAAAGUGUGAAAAGAACCCUUAUUUUACAUUGGUUUGCCCCCAUCAUUAAUACCAUAGUAGGAAAGACCUAUUACCAACACCAGGUAUGCUACCUACCUAUAUAGCAUAGAUCAUGUAAGCUGUUUAUUGACAUCAUUGAGGUCAUAAUAACAUAACUCUUUUAUAUUUUUAAAGUUUUAAGAGGGGCGAGUGCUAGUGUGAUUGUGUGAGUUGACAUGUAAUUUUAGUUUGUUCUCAUCCUAUUGAAGGUGUCUGAGGCAGCAUUGUAUGCUGAGUUGUACACCAAUAUUAUCAUCGCUUUACGUACUUCACUUCCUGUGUACCGACCUAGAUGUUCUUGUGUUGUUUUAGUACUAGAAAUGUCCAGUAAUGAUUGGUUCACUCGAGUUCAUGUGUCCUGUUUCUAUCUGAAAUGUAUAUAACAAAUAGAUGGUAGUUAGUCCUUCUGAUGCGGAGUAAGGUGAAAAACUACAAAUUUAUUGUGGUGGAAUUAUUUGAUCUCGUAAAUCAAACAGCUGAGUUUUACUUGUAUAAAUGUUUGUCGAUCAUUUCGUUUGUAAUGGUCAGUUUGACUGAAAGCUUUUUUUUCACAAUGCAGGUGUUUCAGACAAUUUUAUGUUAGAAAAAACAGAUUUAUCAGGGUCCGUCGGACACUCCCAAUAGGAUUUAUAUCAGGAAUCUAAUGGAGUCUACACACAAACAUUAAUUCACAUCAAAAUGACCACAAAGUCUAUUGUCUAGAGUUGUGGGAUUUCACUGAAUAGCUCCUAACAGCUCAUAACAGCUCAUAACAUACACAAAACCACAUAGCUUGCUUAGCUUGCCAAUUGAGAAUACAAGAAUUUAUUUUGAGGCUGUCUUUAUAUCCCUGUAUCCACAUGUUAUUUAUCUACCCCAAAAAAACAAAAGAAAUAUUAUUUUUGUAUGUUGCAUUACAUCUUAUGCUGGUUGAAUUAUAGAGCAUUUAUGAAUUGGUUUUCAGAUUUGAUAAAUGCUAUUAUAAUUUAUAUGGUCCUUCACAUUUACACAAUAGGCAUACCUGGAUCCUGGUAAUAUUAGUCAACAGCUGGUGACAUACAAUCCCAUGUGUUCACUUCAUUGUACAACAUGGCUUCUGUCAUCUCUAAACUCUAUACAAUUUUGUGUAAUUUCUUUUUCAUUUACUGAAGUUUUCACUGUGCUGGUACUAACUGUAGUUGAGUCUUUAAAUUUUUCAUUUAAUGUAAUCACAGUAUGAUUAUA